Lates calcarifer (barramundi perch) is the source of this 2830-nucleotide messenger RNA. RefSeq names its product insulin receptor substrate 2-B. The coding region runs from base 554 to 2461 and encodes 635 amino acids. The transcript has 6 exons. Gene Ontology annotation, cellular component: plasma membrane; cytosol. Lineage: Eukaryota; Metazoa; Chordata; Actinopteri; Centropomidae. The record is from RefSeq and is a predicted model, not a curated record. Gene Ontology annotation, biological process: insulin receptor signaling pathway. Gene Ontology annotation, molecular function: insulin receptor binding; phosphatidylinositol 3-kinase binding.
UAUCACUGGUCAAAGUUUCUUAAAAGGGAUCAGGGAGCAAUGGGAGUUUCACAGUUGUACCACUAGAAUAAUAAACAUAAAGAUUGCUCAAUAAUCAGGAGCAAACACAAUGAAUGGUCUUACAAUUAGCAGAAGAAAAUUAUUUUUUAAUUUUGCAGUAAAAUGUGUUGUCAGACUUGAGGACAUUUCCAUUGUGUGUUUGUUGUAUAAAGGUCAGAAGGCCACAUCUAUGCAUGUGCUGUACCUGAGUACAACACUUAAGGCCUUUCUGAGUUAUUAUGUCGCCUAAUAUAUUAUUUCCUUCUCAAUAACCUGAAUAAGCGACUUGUCCAACUUUUCUAUGUUUGACAUGGGUUUUACGAGGGGUCCCUGAAGGCCACAGUGAUUGAUGGUGCUGAUACACCUGUGCAGACAUACCUGUCACUAAACACAGGAGGGUCACAGAGAAUGAGUUUGGAAAUCAAUGUUUGACUUUUACAGGUUGUGUGAAAUAAAAAGCAGGCGACGGCAGGUGUAAUGUCUCCACCUGUCACCUACAGGUUUUCAGCUUGACAUGAAUGAAAUGGCUGAAGGACAUGACAGGUGUGACAACCAAAGGAGCUCGCCACCUGCUUCCAGCUCCCCUCUGUCGUCUCCCUGCUGCAGCUCCACCCAAACAUGGCUGCUGGUUGAAUCUCCCCUGCGGCCUCCCUGGUCGAACAGUCGUCAAGUGGAGCGGGAUGGGGACUCUGGGGAUCGUCAAGGUGGGAUGCAGACAAGUGAACUUCCUUCAUCUUGUUUGUAUGAGGAGCUGUUCUGUACUAGCCAGACCCCCGUCCCUCUGGCCAGCGCCCUCGUGACCUCCUCCGUGCCGCAGAGCGAUGUGGUGAAACGAGGCUACCUGGGGAAGCUGGAGCGAAACCACAGAAGAUAUUUUGUCCUGAGAGCAGGGAGUCACACGGGGCCAAGCCGACUCGAGUGGUACAAGAGCCAGGAGAAGUUCACAGCAAUGAUGAAGUCUGCUGGGAAAGCUGCGCUGUUUGGGUCGAGCAAGCAAGGGGUGAUUUAUCUGAGGUGCUGUAUUGGUGUGAGCAGGACUGGCAGUUCCAGGAGAGGCCACACGGUGGCGCUGUAUGCCAAGGAUCAGACCAUGGUGCUGGUUGUUGAGGACCAACAGGAACAAGAAGAGUGGUAUCAGGCCAUAAAGAAGCUGAUGGAGGAGGAGCGGAAGGAUGAGGAGCAUGGAGAACAGUUUGAUGAAGAGGAUGAUGGGUACUGCACUCUGCCUCCUGCUGCUUUCUUCAAAGAGGUCUGGCCCGUCUCGGUGAAGCCCAGAGGUCUUGGCCGUUCCAAGUCCCUCUCAGGAGAGACCCGGCUCUGCCUCACAGCCACCUCACUCAUCUUGGUCAGGGUGGGCGCGUGCAGUGAUUUGCCGUGGGUUACGAUACCUUUGCUGAGCGUUCGCCGCUUUGGCCAUUUGGACGGCUCGUUCUUCUUGGAGCUUGGCAGGUCGGCGCCCGACGGUCCCGGAGAGAUCUGGAUGGAAGCAAGAGACCAAGGAAACUCAGGAAUCGCUCAGCACAUUCAUGAGGUGGUUCGAGACACAGUACGGGCACUACGAGCUCUUCCUGACUUCAGCCGGUUACCGACCUCCAGCUACAAUCAGCCUCAAGCACUUCAGGUCUCAAAACGCAGCAGACCCAAAUACAGAGACAGGCCAGUGAAUGCGAGACCACUUUGUCCUCCUCUGCCCCCCAAAAACACUGACCCAGAACCACACAAACCAGACAACACAGAGCCGCAACAUCUCAGCCCUGUCAGGUCCCAGCAGAGCUCCAUGCCUGGGACUGGCAGCUACAUGGAAAUGAAGACGGAGCACUGCGGCGUUGCAGCCUGCAGGAGGAAGAGCUGGGAGCUGGGGGAGGAAGGGGAAGGGCUGGGGUACAUGAUGAUGUCCCCACAGGUGAGCCACAGUUCACCUGAGCUGCCUCAGGACGACUAUGUGACCAUGGCGAGCCCACACAAACACCCCUGGCCUCCCUCCCCCUCCUCCCCCUCCUCAUCCUGUCAGACGUCAUUUAACAGCUCCACCUCUGACAGCUGCUCUCCUGUGCACCCAUCACUUAAUCAGACCAAUGAGCUGCUGACCUCAGUCCCACAGUCAGGAACAGAAACCAGCCAAUCACAGACGAGCAUCAGCUGUUCCGCUAGACCACAGGACGAUGUGAGGUCAGCCCAGCAUAAACGACACCCAGCACAGACCAGGACCACUUCUUCUCCUGUGGGGAGAGCUGAUGGGUCUGACUUGAUGCCUGUGUUUGUCAUGAGUGGACCAGGCCGUACCAGGCCGGUCCAGGCCAGUCCAAACUCUGGUACAGGCCGGUCUAGUCGACUCCAAGUUGUACCAGAGGAGUCAGCUGUUAGAAGAUACCGGCUGUCGUCAUGUCUGCCUUCUUGCCUGAAAGCUGAGGACACAUCCUGAGAGUCUGAAGUAAUUCACAUCUCAAUAAUCUGAUCAGGAGCAGUUUAUUUAUUCUGAUGGAGCAGGUGACGUCGUGGUUACAGGAUGUUAAAGUUGCCUGUGGUCACUGAAACAGCUGAUGUGUGAGCGAAGUGUAGAUUCUUUCAUUCUUAAUCCUGGAUGCUAUAAGGUGUAGAAAAAUAAAGCUGUUUUGUAGACAGUUUAAGUCUCCUAUUAGUCUGUAAAUUCACUGAGUGUGUCUCAUUUUCUUCUUGUCUUUUUUUUCUUUUGAAGAAAAUAACCUGUCAAACCUGAACUUUGGCCUUGAACUACACAGCACUUGAAGAUGCUGCACUGAUGUAAUUAAAAGAAUAAAGUCACAUGAAUGCA